Molecule: messenger RNA, 1555 nt
Organism: Cryptomeria japonica (Japanese cedar)
Lineage: Eukaryota; Viridiplantae; Streptophyta; Pinopsida; Cupressales; Cupressaceae
Product: xanthotoxin 5-hydroxylase CYP82C4
Exons: 2
Coding region: 1-1521 (506 amino acids)
Molecular function (GO): monooxygenase activity; heme binding; iron ion binding
Source: RefSeq, a predicted model, not a curated record
AUGGAGUUGGAAGCAGCAACCAUCAUUCUCCUUUCUCUGUUAGUGGUAACUCUUUUGCUAUUCGGAGACUACGUGAGGACUAAGAAUGGCAAGGCACCGCAUCCUCCCUCGUGGCCAAUAAUUGGGCAUCUGCAUCUCCUGAGAAAGAAAAAGCCCAUUCACCGGAUUCUGGCCUCACUUUCCCAAAGCUAUGGACCCAUCAUGCAUCUUCAAUUUGGCUUCCGCUCUGUUCUAGUCGUUUCCUCUUCAGAGCUCGCAAAAGAAUGCUUUACAGCAAAUGACAAAGCCUUGGCUUCGCGCCCACGGACGGCUGCAGCCAAGCAUUUGGGAUACGACUACAAAAUGUUUACAGGGCUACCCUACAAUUCAUACUGCCGAAAUCUUCGGAAGAUUUGCACCGUCGAGCUCUUCUCUGCCAGAAGAAUCGAUUCCUUUAAAAACCUGCGCUCGGAGGAAGUUUCGGUACUCAUCCGUUCCCUGUUUGAGAGUUCCCAGCGAGAGGCGGCGCCGGUGAACAUGAAACCCAGGCUUUCUGAUCUCACAUCUAAUAUAAUCAUGCGCAUGGUUGCCAGCAAGAGAGUCUCGGGACCUCACUUUUCCGAGGAUUUCGAAGAAGGGCAUCAGCUGAAGAAGAUGGUAGAAGAAACUUUCUACUUAUAUGGUGUAUUUGCAGUCGGCGAUUACCUGCCGUUUCUCAAGUGGCUUGAUCUACAGGGUCUCAUAUCAGCCAUGAGGAAACUGCAGAAAAAAAGGGACGCCUUUAUGCAGAAAUUGGUCAACGAGCACCGUGAGAAUCAGGAGAUGCACGCCCAUGACUUUAUAGAUCUUCUCAUCUCUGCGGUAGACAACCAUGAAAUUGGAUCCAACAAUAACGACGACGUAGUGAAGGCCACCGCCCUUAGCAUGAUAACCGCAGGUACAGACACAUCCUCUGUGACCAUCGAAUGGGCACUGGCAGCUCUGUUGCAGGACCCGGACAUUUUGGGGAAAGCCCAGGAGGAACUCGACCUACAUGUCGGAAGAGACCGGUUUGUAGAGGAAUCAGAUCUGCCCAAGCUAUCCUAUCUUCAAGCCAUAGUGAAGGAAACUCUUAGGCUUUAUCCAGCGGGACCACUUCUAAUUCCCCAUGAGGCCGCAGAGGCGUGUAAUAUUGGAGGGUUUCAUCUCCCUGCGGGAACACGUCUGUUAGUCAAUGCGUGGGCAAUUCAUAGGGAAGCGGACGUGUGGAGCCGCCCGACUGAAUUCGAUCCAGAAAGAUUUUUAAAAGGAGGGAAAGUGAUUGACGUGAAAGGCCACGACUUUGAAUUGAUACCAUUCGGUUCAGGGAGAAGAAUGUGCCCGGGAAUGUCUCUGGCAUUAGUUGUAGUUCACUACACCUUGGCGCGGCUGCUUCAGAGCUUUGAGUGGUGUGUACCAGAGGGCGUUGUAAUUGACAUGGGUGAGGGGCUUGGACUCACAAUGCCCAAAGCAGUUCCUCUGGAGGCCAUUAUUAAACCUCGCCUGUGCCUCCAUCUCUAUUGAUAUAUAUGUCGGUGAUUACGUCAUCGGUGAACAU